Procambarus clarkii (red swamp crayfish) is the source of this 6314-nucleotide messenger RNA. Lineage: Eukaryota; Metazoa; Arthropoda; Malacostraca; Decapoda; Cambaridae. The record is from RefSeq and is a predicted model, not a curated record.
UGCAAUUUGACUGUGGAGGGUUAUGUAGCCUCCAAAAGUGUGGCGGGAGGCGAGAGUGGGGGCGGGGGUGUGGUGAAAUAGCGCCCAACUGACAUGUCAUGUGGUUUGGCGCCGAGGAUCCAGUAGGAAACAUGGAUGGAGAUCUUAGUGAGGGAGGAAUGCAGAGUGUUGCUCUCAAUGACGGAACACACUGUGGGGAGACCCAGCCUCUAGCGGGCAUCCCCAUGUCCAAUGCCAUACCCAACUCGGGGGUACAGCCUCAGCUCACUUCUCCUUCACAGCCUAUUCCCACUCCUCAGGCUCGACCAACGUCCCUACCGCAGUACCCUCACAACCCAGGCUCAGCCUACACUUCACCCAAUAGUGCCAGCAGUCCUGAAUACGGCAAUAAGUGGGACUGUUAUAUCUCGCCGUUUCCAGCCAUGUCGCCCAUUCCAUUAGCUACACCAACGUCUCCUGGCACUGAAAAUGGGGCUGCUGUAGUUCGUACAAGUUCUAGUAAAAUGGAAACGAUUAAGACUUGGUCAAUAUCUACAUACAAGUGCACCAAGCAACUCUUAUCUGAGAAGUUAGGAAAAUCAUCUCGGACAGUAGAUGCAGAAUUAGAAGGGCAAAUUGAAUCACUUCGUGACACACAACGUAAAUAUUCCCAGAUAUUACGCUUGGCGAGGGCUUUAUCCUCGCAUUUCUUUCAUGUGGUACAAACACAGCAACAGCUGGGAGAUGCCUUUGCAGAUUUGGCCCAGAAAUCACCAGAGCUGCAGGAGGAGUUUAUAUACAAUGCUGAAACUCAAAGGACUCUCACGAAGAACGGAGAGACUCUUCUUGGGGCUUUGAACUUUUUUGUCUCUUCGGUAAAUACCCUAUGCAACAAGACUAUGGAAGACACUUUACUUACUGUCAAAUUAUACGAAGCUGCAAGGAUUGAAUAUGAUGCUUACCGGAGUGACUUGGAGAUGCUUUCACAACAGCCACGUUCAGAAAUUAGCUCCAUCAAGUUGGAAGAAGCCCAGAGAAACUUCAAUGGACACAAGGCUCACUAUGAUAGACUCAGAGCAGAUGUAGCCAUUAAACUUAAAUUCUUGGAUGAAAAUAAGGUGAAAGUAAUGCACAAGCAGUUAUUGCUAUUCCACAAUGCUGUAUCUGCAUAUUUUAGUGGCAACCAGACGGCUCUGGAAGCCACCCUUAAACAGUUCAACAUCAAACUCCGCAGCCCCAACACCGCACCUCCGUCGUGGCUGGAGCAGUAACAUUCUUUCCAUCCUGAUGGAGGAAGCUGAGGUGUAGUCAGCAAAUAUAAGCAAGCGAAUAGCCAGGAGUACAAUUUCCACAGUGAUUCAGUGAACUUCAAUUCAGACACUUUGGAUUUAACACACUUCAAGAAUGUAGCACUCAGCAUGUACAGUUCCUACCGACCCAAGACGCUUCAGCUUCAACACAGAGCAGACAGCAGAUUAUGACCGCAUCAAGCUACGACGCUGUCGCUCCCUAUCGAGUUUAGACACUCACGAUUCCCCAUCGAGCCGCCACGCUCUCCCACAUAGAACUCCGCGACUCCGGCUUCAUUCACCUCUCUGCUCUGCUCCAAGCUCCGUCUCAACAGUCACAACACUGCAAACAACCAACUACUGUAAUCAAGACUAAUAAAUAAAUAUGAAACUCACUAAACACUGUGUAUCUAAUCUACCCAACAACAUAACAUAAUCAUACGUUACACUCAUAACAGUCCUAUAAGAAGUGGCCGAUGCUCAUAACAGUCCUAUAAGAAGUGGCAGAUGCUCAUAACAGUCCUAUAAGAAGUGGCAGAUGCUCAUAACAGUCCUAUAAGAAGUGGCAGAUGCUCAUAACAGCCCUAUAAGAAGUGGCAGAUGCUCAUAACAGCCCUAUAAGAAGUGGCAGAUGCUCAUAACAGUCCUAUAAGAAGUGGCAGAUGCUCAUAACAGCCCUAUAAGAAGUGGCAGAUGCUCAUAACAGCCCUAUAAGAAGUGGCAGAUGCUCAUAACAGUCCUAUAAGAAGUGGCAGAUGCUCAUAACAGUCCUAUAAGAAGUGGCAGAUGCUCAUAACAGCCCUAUAAGAAGUGGCAGAUGCUCAUAACAGCCCUAUAAGAAGUGGCAGAUGCUCAUAACAGCCCUAUAAGAAGUGGCAGAUGCUCAUAACAGCCCUAGAAGAAGUGGCAGAUGCUCCUAACGGGUCCAUAAGAAGUGGCAGAUGCUCAUAACGGGUCCAUAAGAAGUGGCAGAUGCUCCUAACGGGUCCAUAAGAAGUGGCAGAUGCUCAUAACGGGUCCAUAAGAAGUGGCAGAUGCUCAUAACGGGUUCAUAAGAAGCGGCAGAUGCUCACAACAGCCCUAUAAGAAGUGGCAGAUGCUCAUAAUGGGUCCAUAAGAAGUGGCAGAUGCUCAUAACAUCCUUAUAAGAAGUGGCAGAUGCUCAUACUACUCCCAUAAGAAGUGGCAGAUACUCAUUCCUUUAAGACAUGGCAGAUGCUCAGAACUCAAAAUAUUUGAAUUAUUAUACAUCUAGUUAAUCUGUCAUUUACUGAGUUACUGGACAUUCUUUUCCAACUUCAUAAAAUAUAAUUGCGUUCAUUUAGUGGUUCUUAAUAUGGCAAAUGUGUUAGUUACAAUGUUGUACGGCUUUCCAUGGGCAUUAAUUUAUAGCUCUGAAGCUUCCUAAAAAAAUAUUUCGUCCAUAACCUGCAUAUUUAAGGUGUGAUGAAAGAUUAACAAGUUUCUUCAGGUCAGGGUUGACGGCAGUGGCUGCGUUAUUAUUUCUGGUGUUCACGCAAUGUUUAUAACUUUGGGGGAAGCCUUCACUGGGGGAAGGGGUAGGAAACCUGAUCUGAUUGUUUUAUCAUGGCAUUGAUUCUUAGCUCAAAUUGUUCUUUAGUGUUAUCUUAGCCAGAUGGAAUAGUCACAACAAACUUGGAGAUGUUCACACCUUUCUUUUUUAAGCUUCAUCUUUUGACACUUGGCAUCCAGUGGUCCUGAAAUAUAAGGACCAAAACAUUGAGUCAUAUGAAGAUAAAUAGAAGUACAAUGCUUAGUUUCUGCUUGAGCAAAAGUGAAUUCAACUUUCAGAUCUACAGGAAUGUAUUUACAAUGCAGUAUUUUGUAUCCAAGAUUGGUAAAUACAGUAGUUGUAUAAAAUACUUUGUCAUGAGUUUAAACCAGUGAAUUACUGGGACAUGUGCUAUUUAGGAUAUACUGGUUAUAAGCUGCCAUAUCUGCUUGUAUUUUAAUACCUUUUACUGCAUGAAGAACAGCUGCAGUAUAUGCACCUGUUACGGUAUGAAGAACGUCUGGAGUAUAUAUAGUAGACUACUAAACUUCGUCAUUUUGAAAUCCUGUAAUCAUGCGUAUUAUAAAACAAGGGAACAUUUGUGUUUAUUUACUGCCAUGUUUCGUUGAAUAUAUUUGGCUUUAUAACUGUGCUUCUUGCUUAUGUAUUUAGUUUGGUUUUCAUUAGAGUGCCUUGCACCACCCUCAUAAUACUUCACUUAUGUGUUUUGUAUAUAUAAGUGAGGUCAUUACUAAGUAUGGGGGCUGAAGUGUUUUACAGUUUUUUAUAUUUGUUAUCUUGCAUGUGCAUGUUGUUAUUGCAGGGUGUGUGCAUUACAACUUAUAUUUGUGCAGUGUCGUUGAAACCUAACCUGCAUCUUCUGCAGUGGAAAAAGAAUUGAAGUUAAUUAACUUGUAUUUGAAUUGUCAGCAGCUUACGCCGAAUUCCAUAUAUGAAUUUAUUUAGAAAGAAGAAAGUUUAUUUUAAAAUAACCACUUGGACCAUAAUGGUAAAUAUACAUGCCUCAAUAUUUAGUGAAGAUUGAAGAGUUGAGAAAGUGAGAGAUGGGAGGAAGUAGUAUGGGUGAUGUGUGAUGGCCACUGCCACAAGCUUGGCUCUUGCACUCAGUGUGAAGGGUAAGUAGUGUUUAACAUGACUAAAUGUAACAUUACAAAGACUCCCCCCCCCUAAUUAAUUUUCAACAUUAUAGUUUUAAUAUUUGUAAUGAGUGAUAGGUUUUAUUUCUUUUCAUAGUCCUCAACUCUUCAUUGUUCAUGUUAACUAGCUUCAAGCUCUAUGUUAAAUAUUAACUUUUGUACUAGAUCAUUGUAUGCAUUUAUGAGAUAAUAUGAUUUAAAAUGUAAGAGUUGUCUAUAAGUAUAGUUGGUAUGAAGAGUGAGAGUAAGGAGUUAAUAUGGCAGUACAUCAUGGUACUUGCCUUAAUCCUAGUGAUAGACAAUUUGCGAUUGCUUAGCAGUGUGUUUGUGUGCUUUUGUCUCAUAUAUUCUGUCUUUCCUACAGGGGUGAAUACUAGCAGAUGGGUGGAGAUUGUUUUGUGAAGUAUGACGUGUUUCUUGUGUAAAGUAGUGACAGUGUCUUAUGUCCUGCAGGGACUCGGGAAUAUACUAAGAAGCUGUUGUAACCUUGAUUCACUCUUGUUAACAAUUAAUAAUAAGACCAGAGUAUUUUCUCUUCUCUAAUUUUUAUUAAGUGCUAUGUGGAAAUUCAUUAUCUAUUACACCUAUGGUCAGUGCCAUUCUGAAGUAGAGACUGCAUUCCAUGCAUUAAUGCUUGGUAUUCAUACCAAAGUUAAGACCUAAUUCCUUUCUGAUAUCUCCACACAUUACCAAAGUUGAAACAUAAUGGUCAUCUUGAUAACAUCUUCAUACGUUGUCAAAGUUGAGACGUAAUAGCCUCCUUGAUAACGUCUCCGUACAUUACCGAAGUUGAGACAUACUGUAUAGCCUUCUUGGUGGCAUUUCUAUACAUUACCAAAACUGAGACGUAAUAGCCUUCUUGAUGACGUCUCCAUUCAUUACCAAAGCUGAGGCAUAACAUUCUUCUUAAUGACGUCUCCACACAUUACCAAAGUUGACGUAAUAACCUUAAUGACGUCUCCACACAUCACCAAAGUUGACGUAAUAACCUUAAUGACAUCUCCACACAUUACCAAAGUUGACGUAAUAACCUUAAUGACGUCUCCACACAUUACCAAAGUUGACGUAAUAACCUUAAUGACGUCUCCACACAUUACCAAAGUUGACGUAAUAACCUUAAUGACGUCUCCACACAUUACCAAAGUUGACGUAAUAACCUUAAUGACGUCUCCACACACUACCAAAGUUGACGUAAUAACCUUAAUGACGUCUCCACACAUUACCAAAGUUGACGUAAUAACCUUAAUGACAUCUCCACACAUUACCAAAGUUGACGUAAUAACCUUAAUGACGUCUCCACACAUUACCAAAGUUGACGUAAUAACCUUAAUGACGUCUCCACACAUUACCAAAGUUGACGUAAUAACCUUAAUGACAUCUCCACACAUUACCAAAGUUGACGUAAUAACCUUAAUGACAUCUCCAUGCAUUACCAAAGUUGAGACUUGACUGUAAAAUAUUCUUUGAUGGGUAUGAACUAAGAGCAGUAUAACAUGCUGGUGGACUCCAGUUGUAUCAUUUCCUGUUCUUUUUUAUGCUGUACUGUAUAUGUAAAAAAAAAUCUUUAUUCAAUGUCUAUAAAUAAUUUUCUGUUCUUUAUUGAUUCAUGUCUUUAAUUCAUUUUAAAAUCUUAAAAGAAAAACUCACAGUUGUUGUUAACUAAAUUAUCUGUACACAAUUUGGUACUGCUUAAUUAAUAAUGACUGAUUCAUUUAUAUAUUAGCUAAGAGUUGUUAUAUGAAGCAGAUCAUGGUAUCCUUUAUGUAGAAGUUAAAUUUUGUUUCUUAUACCACACAUUUAAUGCUCAGUGGUUCACUUGCUUAAUCUUUCAUGGCUAUCAAGGUGCUUUUCAUAAAAUAUCCAUAAGAUCAAAGAUUUUAUGGAAGACCUCUAAAUGUUGCUGAUAUACUUAAAAAUCACACCAGACUUGAUUGACUGAUGAGCACCUACCAGGGACCACGAUCACAAUGUGGCCGCCUCAGUAGAGUAAGGUAGUCUGGGGAUCACAGAUCAACCACAGUACCCAGGAGAAAACCACCAGAAAGGCAGAGUGCACCAAAACAGAUAACUGCAUGUUAAUCAUUGGCACCACUGUCUCUGAACAAUGUAAACAAUCAUUACCCAUGAUGAACCACUGGUCCAUCACUCCUACACCAUGCCAGAUGGCAACACCUACCAGAGGUGGUCUUGGGAGGCCAACUACUCAUUCUUGCACCGGGGCUGCCCCUUGCAGCCCUGUCAGCGAGAGGCUGACGGCUGAGUGGACAGCGCUCGGGAUUCGUAGUCCUAAGGUUCUGGGUUCGAUCUGCAGUGGAGGUGGAAACAAAUGGACAGAGUUUCUUUCACCCUGAUGUUCCUGUUCAUCAAGCAGUAAAU